CAUGCCUUCAUUGGAUCAAAAUUUCACCUCUCUAUUUCCCCGAAAAUCCCUUUUUUUUUUCUUGGUUUCUCGCUCUUUCCUAUCACUCACAAACAACCUUCCAGAUUAGGGUUUCCUUUUUUUUCUCUCUCUUCGUCUUUUUUUUUCCCCAAAUCAACAAUCGUCGUUCAGCAAUUUCUCCUUUUCUGGUAAGUUUAAUUCCUCGGAAAUCUUUAAUUUUCUUGUUUAUAUAGUUUAAAUCUUCAAUUUAUAUUGAAAUUUCGCACAAUAUAUUCGGUGUUUUCUGCGCGAAUUUUGUCUAGUUUACCGUAAAAAAAUCUCUUUUUUUUUUGUUGGUUUAAUAGAACAAACUAGAAAUCACUAACCCUAAGUAACAAAGAAAUUAACAAUCAGAGAAGUGUAGAGAGAGAGAGAUGGAUGAUGCUGAAGGGGUAGGAGGAGGUGGAGAUCCGGUGGAACAGUUUCACCGUAAUGAAGCGAUUUCUGCUGUAACUGAUGAAGGUUUUGGUGAGGAAGAUGAUGAUUAUGAGGACCUUUAUAAUGAUGUUAAUGUUGGAGAAGGGUUUUUGCAAUCAUUGAGGAAAAAUGAGGAAUUAGGGUUUAGAAAUGAGGAGGAAAGUAGAACUCAACCUCAGGGUCAGGGUCAGUCUCAGCAGCCCCCAGCUGUGUUUAUGUCUGAGAGUGCGUCGUUGUCGAUUCCAGGUGUGGGGCGAGGCGAUGGGGAGAGGAAGUUUGAGGGAGAUGUGGGUAGAGUAGAUGGGUUUCAGAAUCAGGGUUUUAGAGGGAAUGAGGUGGUCAUGAAGGAAACGGUUCAGCCUAAUGGAGGAAUGGGUUCUGGGGCAGGAUCUGGGGUUUCGGGUGUGGGACGUGGGUAUGGAGGUGGAUUGAGGGUUGAGUUAGGGCCGCAAUCGAGUAAAGCAGGUGAUGUAGAAGAGCAAGCCAUUAGUAGUAUACAACCUCAAGGGGUAGGUCAGCCUCAGCAACCUCAUGGGAUGAGUGUAGGGAAUGUUGGAAAUGAAGGAAUGGUUAGACAGAGUGGUGGAGGUGGAGUUGUGAACAGGACUGCUGGGAAUAUGGGUGGAACAGGGAGUUCUGCUGUGCAAGUUACGCCGAUGGGUGCUGGUAUAGGUGGUGCUAAUGGAGCUGGGGCUGGUGGAACUAUCCUUUUUGUUGGGGAUUUGCAUUGGUGGACAACAGAUUCGGAACUUGAAGCUGAGCUCGUUAAGUAUGGGCCCGUGAAAGAAGUAAAAUUCUUCGAUGAAAAAGCUAGUGGGAAAUCAAAAGGAUAUUGUCAGGUUGAGUUCGGUGAUCCUGCUGCUGCCUCAUCUUGUAAGGAGGGCAUGAAUGGGCAUGUUUUCAAUGGCCGGCCUUGUGUUGUAGCCUUUGCGUCUCCAUAUACUGUUAAGAGGAUGGGUGAAGCACAGGUUAAUAGAAACCAACAGCCAGGGCAACAACCACUCUCACAAACAAGGAGAGGCCCUAGUGAUGCUACCAACAAGCCAACUGGAAACAAUAUAACAACCGGUGGCAAUUACCAAGGUGGGGAUCAGAACAGGAACUUCAUGAGAGGCAGUUGGGGGAGAGGCAAUCCUCAAGGCAUGGGUGGUAGGGGUCCAGUGGGACCAAUAAGAAACAGGCCUAAUGCAAUGACCGGAAGAGGUAUUAUGGGGAAUGGUGGCAAUGGGUUUGGUCAAGGUAUGGGUCCGACUCCUCCAUUAAUGCAUCCUCAAGCCAUGAUGGGUCAGGGUUUUGAUCCCACUUUUGGAGGGCCAAUGGGAAGAAUGGGCAGCUAUGGGGGCUUCCCUGGUGCACCUCAACCUCCAUUUCAAGGGCUAUUGUCUUCUUUCCCACCUGUAGCUAAUGUUGGUUUACCUGGAGUAGCUCCUCAUGUGAAUCCUGCAUUCUUUGGCAGAGGCAUGCCUAUGAAUGGUAUGGGAAUGAUGCCUAAUGCUGGCGUUGAUGGUCCUAAUAUGGGUAUGUGGUCAGAUCCCAAUAUGGGUGGAUGGGCUGGUGAUGAGCAUGGUGGGAGAGCUGGGGAGUCCAGCUAUGGGGAGGAAGCUGUGUCUGAUCAACAGUAUGGAGAGGCAAGUCAUGACCGAAGUGGCUGGCAGAAUCCUGCUAAAGACAAGGAAAGAGUUCCUGAGAGAGACUUUUCUGGGUCUUCAGAUAGGAGGUACCGGGAUGAUAGGGAAGCUGGGUAUGAACGGGAGAUGCCUAGGGAGAAAGAUGCAGCUCAUGAUCACGACUGGCCAGAAAGAAGACAUCGUGAUGACAGAGAGACUCGUGAUAGGGAGAGAGACCGUGACCGUGAGCGCUCUCGUGACCGUGAUCGUGAUCGUGAGCGCUCUCGUGACCGUGACAGGGAUAGGUACAGAGAAGAUAGAGAUAGAUAUGCUGAUCACCAUAGGUACAGAGACCGCGAAGCAGACUAUGAUGAUGAAUGGGAGAGACGGCCAUCAAGGACUCACAGUAAAUCCCAUGUAUCCCAAGAAGAAGAACGCCCAAGAUCUAGAGAUGCUGACUAUGGGAAGAGGCGGAGGCUGACUUCUGAAUAGCUGAGCAUUAUUACUAUGCUCGCUUUUUAGGUCGAAUGACUGAUACCUUAUUGAUAAGCUCUUUCUUGGCUACUUUAUUGGGUCACAAGUUAUGGUUCAUUUUCUAAGUCACUCAUGUACUUUUGUCUUUGGGGUGUGCUCUUCUGCUCGACAUAGGAGUAUUUGAAGGCAACCUUGACUCAGAGACUGAAGCUAGAGCGUGAGGGGCUUCUUGGAGAUGAAGGUGACCUGUUUUCCAAGUUGAAGUCGUAUUUUGCGUGUUUGUGCUGCAAACUUCCACCGCGACCUUUGCCCUUUUAGAUAUUGGCUAUCUUUUCAGUUUUUAUGUUAUAGUUGAAAAAUUUUCCAUGAAACCAAGUGUUGUGGAUGAUGAUGAUGCAUAUGGCUUGAGAACCUUAAAAGUCUCGGAUGUGGUGGCUUAUUCUAGAAAUUAAUAUUUGGAUGCUAUGUAAUAGGAUUUAUAUCUCCCUGAGGUUGUUGUUGCUAAUGUGCCUUAUUUGUGGUUGGAUUUUUGUUGUAUCA
Beta vulgaris subsp. vulgaris (sugar beet) is the source of this 3077-nucleotide messenger RNA. RefSeq lists its product as uncharacterized. The coding region runs from base 414 to 2555 and encodes 713 amino acids. The record is from RefSeq and is a predicted model, not a curated record. Gene Ontology annotation, molecular function: mRNA binding. Gene Ontology annotation, biological process: mRNA alternative polyadenylation. The transcript is spliced from 2 exons. NCBI's taxonomy places the organism in Eukaryota, Viridiplantae, Streptophyta, Magnoliopsida, Caryophyllales, Amaranthaceae. Gene Ontology annotation, cellular component: mRNA cleavage and polyadenylation specificity factor complex.